AUGGGUAAAUUUUAAUUGAAAAAUGUUGGAUUCUUUGUCAAUAGUGCCAAUUUUUCUAAUUUUAAGCUUAGCAGUGAUUAAUAAACCUAAUCAAUUAAAGUAAAGACUCCUUCAUUCGAUAGAAUCCUUUUCGAACAAAGAUAUACCUUGUAACAUAAUUUCCUUUUAAAACUUGGAUAAUUUGAUUAAACAUACUUUUUCAACUUCGUAAAUAUUCUAACCAUAAUUGAUGAAAUCGAAGUUUAUUAAGAUAUCUUAAGAAUUGGCACAAAGUAUUAUGAACCAUUAAACUAUUAUCAGUCAAUAAAAUUUUUAGUAUUUUUUACUGAUUGCUUUGAUAAAACCACGCCUGAUUUACUUAAUUAAGCUGUCUCUAGGAAUUAUCUAGAGAUUGAUAUUGGCUCUAAUUACUUCAACCUUAUAAAUCAUUACUUGUCUACUGCUUACUAUUAUGAUUUAUACCCACAUCUAUUCAAAUUUUAUAAACUUCGAGAGAUGAAUUCUUAUAUCAAAUUACAAUCUAUCUUAUUGGCAAGAACUUCUAAUCUCAACAAUUAUUUUUUAGAAGAAACUGCAUCCGUCUAAUUUGUUAUUGGUUUUACUAUUAACAAUUCAACUCUGCAAUUCGCAGUUUCUGAUCUUCGCCUUCUGUUAUGGAAUCAAACUUACAAACUGUAUAAUAACAUGACUGUAGACAAUGAAACUCAAAGGUAAAUUAUGCAAAAAAGUUUGGACUUUUUGUAAGAUAAUAUGAAUGAAUUCUUUAAACAAAAUACUUACACUCUAAAAUCAAUACUUACAGAAGGAACUCACAUCUACGAAUUUCUGAGUAAGUUCAACGUCUCAGUUGCUGGUACUAGAUUCACAAUCGAUAUAAAUUAAGCAAGUAAAUAAGAUUUUAAAAAUGCUAUUGUUCAACCUAAUGAUCAAUAGCUAUUCGGUUCUAAUAUGUGA
Stylonychia lemnae is the source of this 954-nucleotide messenger RNA. Lineage: Eukaryota; Ciliophora; Spirotrichea; Sporadotrichida; Oxytrichidae. The record is from the annotation of a GenBank genome assembly.